UUCACUCAAGCAGCCCACAUCUCUCGCUCAAGGUAUCAGCUGCGCAAAGUGUCAUCUUUUCAACAGUGGACCAGUUCUUAACUUGUAUCGCUCCUGUGAUUUAGUCGAUAUAGUAGUAUUCAGCUUGGGACCAUCAUACCUAACGAUCAACUCGACCACCAUCCAUUCAUAAUUCUGCCAAAAGGAAGAAAAAAAAGAGGAAAAUGUCGCGCCAAAGUACCCUGGACUUGGACCGCUACAGCAGCCUGAGUAACAGUCAGACCCGCCGCACAACCACCAACAGCACCAAGACCAGGAGCCUGUCCCGGGGCCAGGAGAGGACCGGGGAUGUCAUGUGUGACUUCUGCACUACCAGAAAGGAGCGGGCGGUGAAGUCGUGCCUGGUGUGCCAGGCCUCCUUCUGCGAGGACCACGUCCAGUCCCACUACGAGUACCCGGCGCUGAUGAAGCACAAGCUAGUGAAGGCCACGGGUCAGAUGAGGGAGAAGCUCUGCGCCCAGCACGAUAAGCUACUGGAGGCCUACUGCCGCACCGACAACACGUCCGUGUGCGUCCUUUGCAUGAUGGACGAGCACAAACACCAUGACACCGUUCCCGCCGGGACAGAGAGGACCGAGAAGCAAAAACAGCUUGGCAAUACUCUUCACAAAUCUCAACAGAGGAUUGACGGGCGAGUGAAAAAGUGGCAGGACCUCAAACAAGCUGUGGAAUCAGUAAAACAUUCAGCCCUGACAGCCCUGGAUGAAAACGAACGUAUCUUCACUGAGAUUCUGCGCACCGUGGAGAGGAAGUUCAUCGAAGUACGCGAGAUGAUCGAAUCUCACGAGAAGAUCACUAUUUCAAGGGCCGAGAUACUGCUUGACCGCCUGGAGGAGGAAAUAACCCUGAUGAGGAAGAAACACAACGACCUAGAGAAGCUCUCACACACUGACGACCACAUCCACUUCCUCCAUAGUUGGCAGGCUCUGUCUGGACCAUCAGGAUAUGAGGACCUCAACAACGUAGUAGUAGCUCCCAACUACUCCUUCGAGGCCACCAAGAGAGCCAUCGCUGCCCUGAAGAUGGAGGUGGAGGAGGCCACCAAGGCAGAGACCAGCAAGAUCUCUUCCGCAGUGAAAGAGGUGCACAUAACAAAACAAAUGGACACGAAGACAGAGAGAGCAGAUGACACAGUAGUGGUCAGCGAGCCUCGACGGGAACCACAACGGGAACCACAACGGGAACCACAACGGGAACAACAACAACAACAACAACCAAGGACCAGACAAGAUUUCCUCAAAUAUGCUUUCCAGUUGAUCCUUGACUCAAACACCGUCCACCCUAAUCUUCAACUCUCUGAUGGAAACAAGACGGCUACCAUGGUGCAGAACCCCAAAAAUUAUUCCAGCCACCCUGAGAGGUUUGACCAAUGGCAACAAGUUCUUGGAAGAGAGAGUGUGAGUGGCAGUCGUUACUACUGGGAGGUGGACUGGAGAGGGACGGAGACUGACGUCGCAGUGACCUACAGGGGCAUCAAACGCAAAGGCAGCGGCAACGAAUGCAGCCUUGGUUGGAAUGAGAAGUCCUGGAGCCUCUAUUGCUCGGAGUCCAAAUACUCCUUUGUGCACAACAAUAAGAGCACAGAGUUAGAGGUGCCAAGGUCGUCCCGGGUCGGAGUUUACCUGGAUUACAGAGCAGGGAUCCUUGCCUUUUACAGUGUUUCUGAAAGCAUGAUCCUGCUGCACAAGAUCCAGACUUCUUUCACCGAGCCCAUCUACCCUGCCUUUAGCGUGUGGGGCUUCGGUUCUAGUAUCAAACUGCUGUAGUGCAGGGCAGGCUAUUUAUUAUACAUGAUAUGGUUGGUUGUUGUUUUUUCUUUCCAACUUUUUCUUCCAUCAUAAAUUUACUGUUGGAAUUUUUUUUUAGAAAUGUAUGAUCAUCAGACCUUUUAUUGUGUGUCUAGUUGAACAAUAAGCAGUUCAAUUAUGUCAUUUUGUCUACUGAUCGGUGAUCUGUCCCCCGCUGUUUUAACUUUCAGGUUUUAUUGCAUUUUGUGUAUUUAUUUUAUUAUUCAUUUUUCGUUCAGUUGUAUGAGGAUUUCUCAUCAACGUUGCAAUGAGAAAUCUACUCAUGAUUGGUCGGGGUUGGGGGAUAAUCUGAUAGUCGAUAUUGUGGUGGGAAUAACAGUUGAAUAGGCUACUAAUACAACUUUGAAUAAAAAAUAAAUAAAAACUA
Molecule: messenger RNA, 2214 nt
Organism: Gadus morhua (Atlantic cod)
Lineage: Eukaryota; Metazoa; Chordata; Actinopteri; Gadiformes; Gadidae
Gene: ftr14l
Product: finTRIM family, member 14-like
Exons: 7
Coding region: 204-1805 (533 amino acids)
Molecular function (GO): zinc ion binding; protein binding
Source: RefSeq, a predicted model, not a curated record